CGGUCGUAUCUUCGAAAGCACCAUGAAAAUCAGCGAAGUGCUGAAGACUGGCGUCAUGAGCGGGUGGUUCAACCCUGUCAACGUUAGCCCGGUCCCUAGAGAAGCGAGUCUCGGACUAUGGUACGACUUCAGGAGUAGGCACCAGAGUCGCAGCCGUCGCGACAGCUCUGCUAGUAGCCAGAGUUAUGCCAGCGGCAGGAGUCUCAAGGACGCUCUAAUGGGUUGGAACGAUAAAGCGCGGUCAACGUUUGACCCGGCGAUCAUGGAGAAUGUCUAUAAAGAUGUAAAUCCAACAAGUCCCGCAACGGACUCUGAUCGCGAUCAAAACGUUCUGUGCACGGUCGAGUUCGGACUAGUCUGCAUAAGAAGAGACAGCAACGGGACAGAUGCGAACGGUAGCAAAUCCCCUCAACAUGAGGAUCGGAAAGGCGAGGAGUCGAUGUCCUGCACAUGGCUGGUAAAGCCGAAGGUGCUGCUGGAAAGCGUGCGGGACAUAUUAUGACCGGGGCACGCGGCGUAAUCGAGAUGGUUGGACAUUCCGGUUGCCCUCCGUGUGCCCGCCCUGCCCGUCCUCUCCAACAACAAAAUUCUACCUGCAUAUGUUGCAAACACGCAGCAGGAAUUUCUUGCAGAUUGCUCUUGUUUUGGUCAAAUGUGCUUUCGUAUUGCUCUUCUCUGCUGUAACUCGCAAUAAUCUUGUGUCAUACAAUUCCUGUGCUUGGGUUCGUGACAGGGACGGUGUACCUUGCCU
Gloeophyllum trabeum ATCC 11539 is the source of this 751-nucleotide messenger RNA. RefSeq lists its product as uncharacterized. Bases 23 to 502 code for a protein of 159 amino acids. Lineage: Eukaryota; Fungi; Basidiomycota; Agaricomycetes; Gloeophyllales; Gloeophyllaceae. The transcript has a single exon. The record is from RefSeq and is a predicted model, not a curated record.